UUUACAAGAAAAAGAUCAAGAAACAGCAAACCACCGCUCCGGGACCCAGAUUGGAACACCUGAGAACGAACAACUCUCUUUGUACUGCUAUUUAACUUAUCCAGCUACUAGACUGUCAAUUCUUGCGAACAAUUAGAGGUUGCGACCAGUGCCAUUCCAACUUCUUCCUUGUCCCACGCAGCCCUUUCCAUCUCGGCCAUCCAGUCUAAGCAGACUGGGUAUAUUUAAAGGAGAACACAUACCAUUUCGAAUUCGAAUAUGAAGACGACGACUAUAGUUGCUGCCUCUGCAGGCACCAUUGUGACCGGUCUUCUGGCAUAUGCUAUCUACUUCGACUACAAGCGACAUUCCGACGCUGAAUUCCGAAGGAAUCUGAAAAGAGACAACCGACGACUAGCCAGGGCAGUCCGCGAAGAAUCAGCGGCUCAAGGCGCGCGUCAAAUAGCCGAGAUUAAACAAGCCGUCGCGGAAGCGAAGGCGGAGGGCUUCCCUACCGACCCUGAUGACAAGGAGAGAUUCUUCAUGGGCCAGAUUUCAAGGGGCGAGCAAUUAGCUGCGGAUGGAUCAAGUAACUUUGAAGCAGCCCUUGCAUUCUACAAGGCUCUCAAAGUCUACCCACAACCGAAGGACCUGAUCGCCAUCUAUGACACCACGGUUCCCAAGGACGUACUGGAGAUCCUGGCUGAGAUGGUGGGCCAGGAUACCACACUUCAACUGGGCUCGUUUACAGGUGGAAGCACAGCCGGGAGCAGCAGCGGAGGAGCGGACCAGCACGGGGUAGAAUAAAAAGUCGACAAAUUUCAACAAACAAAUCGAUAAUCGACAAAAAUCAACAAAUGGAAUAAUUGAUAACCUUGGAUAAACAAUUAUAUGUGCCGAACCAAAACGGUUGUCUCCGUCCUCACCGUGUUUUGUCCUUUGGUCCGCAUUUUCCGCAUUGAUGAUGGGCUUUUAAUUGGAACUCAUGACCUUUUUUCCUUGGUGUUGUUUCUUUUGUCACUCCCCCAUGAUUCCUCUCUCUCCCCCCUAUAUAUUGUAUAUUUAUUUCCCCUUGAAUUGCUCUAUUCACCGUACAACUUCCUCCCCACAUCAACUUGCUCAGUCAACAUGGUACUUUUGCAUCUGGCAGCGGUUAUUGGAGCGCGAGCUGAGGUGUUCUCCGUUUAAUUUAUCGGGCGGGGUACCACCACUACUAUCCUAUCUCUUGCUGGAUCGCCAUGGUCACGUUUUCUUUUCUUUUCUUUUUUUUCCCUCAUUUAUCAUUUUUUUCGUCUUGCUUCGUUCUCUUCUAGUUCCAUCGCUCUCGAACUAUGGAAAGGUUGUUUGGAUGCAUGUACAUGUACUUUUAUUAUGAUAGUAUCCAUUUAUUUUUAGACGCAUGGAUAUGAGGAGGGCAAGUCUGUUUUCUUUUAUACUGGAUGCCCUAAUAAAAAAGCAUCAUUGUACAGGCUUUAGUAGCGUGAAACAUUCGCUAAUCAGUUUGCUAGGUGAUGGAAUGGAACCGACCGGCAAGUUUCGAUCACGGAACAGUCGACAGUUUUCUUCUACUCCUAUUGAACGGUAGGAAUUAGCUUAAAAACAAGUCCAACAACAACCCACCAUAGGUGUAAUCCGGAUAUGAUGAAUUGUAAAUACUCAGGAUGGAGGGCGAAGAACUUAAAUAAUAAUAAUAAGAGAAGAGCGGCAUCUCACUCUCAACCUGAAACAUGUCCUAUUGUGAUAGCGUCGAAAUAAGCCAAGGUCCAAGCCGG
Molecule: messenger RNA, 1751 nt
Organism: Blastomyces gilchristii SLH14081
Lineage: Eukaryota; Fungi; Ascomycota; Eurotiomycetes; Onygenales; Ajellomycetaceae
Product: mitochondrial import receptor subunit Tom20
Exons: 3
Coding region: 259-786 (175 amino acids)
Biological process (GO): tRNA import into mitochondrion; protein import into mitochondrial matrix; protein targeting
Cellular component (GO): mitochondrial outer membrane; mitochondrial outer membrane translocase complex
Molecular function (GO): transmembrane protein transporter activity
Source: RefSeq, a predicted model, not a curated record